AUGAAGUCGAUUCACAGCUGGCGUCUUUGCAAUCUUAACACCGCGCACACCAAGAAAUCGAUUGUCCAAAACUGCUACACUGAGGAUCCUGCUCCUCCCCUUAUUGACGACCGAGUCUAUCUCUUUACCGGCCGCGACAAUGAUGGUUCGAAAAACUACGAUAUGAGAGAGUGGCUUAUCUUUUCUUCGGCGAAUACGGUCAAUUGGCAACACCAUGGCAGUCUCAAGAGUAUCGGCAUAUUGGCAUGGGCUAGCGCUAAAGCCUGGGCUGGUCAGGUCAUCAGCCGAAAUGGAAAGUACUACUUCUACGUUCCGGUCACCAGUCACGAGGAAGUCAUAUGA
Molecule: messenger RNA, 342 nt
Organism: Colletotrichum orchidophilum
Lineage: Eukaryota; Fungi; Ascomycota; Sordariomycetes; Glomerellales; Glomerellaceae
Exons: 1
Coding region: 1-342 (113 amino acids)
Biological process (GO): carbohydrate metabolic process
Molecular function (GO): hydrolase activity, hydrolyzing O-glycosyl compounds
Source: RefSeq, a predicted model, not a curated record